AUGAUGAAGAAAGAGAAAAGCACUAAUGCUGGAAGAAAAACUUCUCCUUUCAGAAGUCCUUUUAGAUACUCUGAACGAAAGAAAGCAAGAUCAAAAGAAGUUUUGGCUCGAAAUUUAGUGACCUCGGUCAACGAUCUUCAGUUGAACCACGCCAAAGAAGUCACCAAUGCUGCUUUCAGAGUUCUUGUUGAACAGGGCUCUCGCGCAGCCGAGACAUAUCUGGCGCACUUGGAAUACAUUCUCGGCGGCAUGUGCCAGAUUGACAUGAAGUAUUUCAACCGCUUGGUCGCUCCUAAACCAGCCGAAUGUGAAAACCCAAAAACUAAAAGUGCAAGAAAGCAGCUACUAGAAUUCAUAAAAGAAUGUCUACUGAAGCCCAAGAAGAAAGAAGAGGAGCUAGAAGCUACCAACCUGCAGUAUCAGAAGCUCGAGAGAAGUAUCAUUUCUUUGCAGCGGGAACUUGAAGAGUUCAAGGACAAACUUAUUCGUCAAAAAGAAAGAAACAAGGCUACUAGAAAUUCUUCUCUUCUUUUAGAAAAAUGGUCCGAGGAAAAUUCUGAGAGUCGUUCUUUUCCGCUAGAAAGCGAAAGUUCCGAACGAGUCGUCAAAGAAGACGACAAAAAAUCCAAUUCGACUUGGUUUCCUGGCGACAAACGAGCGAGGUGGGAAAGGCCUUGUUUCGAGAAGUACGAAGUCGUCGUCGUUGGCGAUUCGCAACUCAAAGAGUUUGGAAGGAGAAAGAUCAACCGAGCUGGCUACAAUAUUACCUCGUACAGCGGCUGCGACAUUCUAGAGCUGCUCUGCAUCCUACGUACUGGCGCGCUCAAGGACCCGCAAACAAACAAAAUCAACCCUUUCUCGACGAAAUCGAACAGAGAUAAGUUUCAAAACGGCGACAAGAAGAAGAUGAUGCCUCUGUCGACCAUCUGUCCGUGCUGUGAGAGCAACUGCAUGAAGAAAUUCACCGGCCGACUCGUAAUCGGGAUCGGCCUCAAUAAUGCUCUCAAAGCGUCACAAGCUGCUUUCGAAAAUCAAGAUGUCGGCAAACUAAUGCAUUCUCUGCACAGGGACAUCAACUACUGCAUGCCGAAACUGAAGAGUCUCCACUUCGUCAAGCCGAUCAAAGUGCCGCGAUGGUCGUUCCACGGCGAAGAGGAACAAGUCUCGCUGGAAGUGUACGAAGAGCUGUUGGAAGUUCUGGAAGAGUACCCUUGUUCGCCCGCCGCUCCAAUCCUGACAAAGCGAGACUUCAACAAGGAUGCAGUUCAUCUUGCCCCGCGAGCAUCCGAAAAAUAUUGGAAUGCUCACUUCAGCGCAAUCGAAUGCUCAUGA
Oikopleura dioica is the source of this 1332-nucleotide messenger RNA. The record is from the annotation of a GenBank genome assembly. NCBI's taxonomy places the organism in Eukaryota, Metazoa, Chordata, Appendicularia, Copelata, Oikopleuridae.